This is a messenger RNA of Fragaria vesca subsp. vesca, 1543 nucleotides long. RefSeq names its product varicose-related protein-like. The transcript has 4 exons. The record is from RefSeq and is a predicted model, not a curated record. Lineage: Eukaryota; Viridiplantae; Streptophyta; Magnoliopsida; Rosales; Rosaceae. Bases 79 to 822 code for a protein of 247 amino acids.
GUCACCUUGAACUGAUAAUUGAGAGAAUCCCUGUGGUGCCGCGCCGACCAAACCGGGUUGAAAUCGAUUUUGCAGAAUAUGCAAGCAUCAGGUCCAUCUUCCCCAUCCCCGGCACCAGGUGUGCUCAACCCAGUAGAGUCCUUCAAUGAAGCAAUUCGGAGUUUGAGUACUCUCCCCCCUGGAGAAGCUGCAGUUCGUCUUCGUAUGGCCGGGCAGGAUCUGAGGAAACAGCUAUUCGCUAUGCAAAGAGAAGAAAUUCAAAAGCGAAGGACAAUGAUGGCUACUGUCUUAGAUAUACCGAAGAAAAUUGCAAAAGGUGAAGUAUCUAGUGUGCUCAAUCUUCCUAUCAUGUUCAGACAUCCAAUCCAUGGGGAUGCGAGAAUCCUAGAUAUGCUUGUUAACAGUUAUGCGGGUAAUCCUGAGGUAGAAGUGAAGGUUGUGGGUGAUGCAAGAUCCACUCAAAUUGAGGAAUUUGGCUCCCAGCGGGAACUCCAAACUGCUGUUUCAGAAGAUAAGAAGUUCUUUUGCUCCCAGGCAUCAGAUCAUGGAAUUGGAAUGGCCCGGAAUUUCCCUGCAAUAUCAUCAGAAUUUUGUGUUACAGAGGAAGCUCGGCAAGGUGAUGGUGCCAGCAUGUCUGAAGCACUUGCUCAGCCUCAUUAUGUAGAGGAAGAUCAGGAACAGUCUGCAAAAGAUAUAUCUGGGUCGGCUUCUGCCACAACCACGUCGCAUUUACAAACACCAAAUGCAAUGUCAAAAAAACAGGAAUGGAAGAAUAUGCAAGCAUCAGGGCCCUCUUCCUCAUCACCGGGUGUCGUCCAAUGAAGCAGGUGGGAGUUCAAGUCUCCUCUGUGGAGAAGCUGCAGUUCCUCAAAUUAUGGCCAUGCAGGAUAUGAUGAAUCAGCUAAUGAAUACGCUAAGAGAAUUGCAAAAGCAGAUGACAAUGUUGGUCACUGUCCCAAUUACAGAGGAAGGCGAAAGAUUAGGAGAAGAAGCUGAGCAUAAAAAGAAGAAAAUUGCACAAGAUGAAGUAUCCAUUGUGCUCAAUCCUCGUAUCAUAGUCAAACAUCUUCCCCAUCCAAUAACUCCCUUUGAGAUUUUAAUGGCUGCUUCUCCCUCUGAAAGUACAAGUACUGUUGACAGCAACAGUGCUUCAUUAUAUGGGCAGCUAAUGGAACUGGUUGGUGGUAAACCUGAACUGCUUGAGGGGGAUGCGGGAAUCCAAGAUGUGCUUGUUAACAGUGGGGUGGGUAAUCCUGAGUUAGAAGUCAAAGUUGUGGGGAAGCAGGAUCUACCCAAAUUGAUGAAUUUGGCUCCCAACGGGAACUCCAAAAUGCUGGUUUAAAAGUUCUACGUUGUUUAUAACAAUUAUCCAAGUACUAAUUUAUUUGAUGACAGUUAAGAAUUUCUAGACCUUCAUGAUCGUUUACUUAUUGCUUGUAAUGACUGGAUGUACUGAUUAGGCAUCUCGGGUGUAUUGUAGUAUUGUAUUGUAUUUUUGUAUUCAGAUUUAUGGAUUUAAUAAGAUAUGUUUUAUUAAUUUAGA